CCCCUCCAUUUGGUUAUGAUUUGGUUACUUCCUCCUUCCCCUGGAAACGCUGCUAGAACAGCUUUUUUUAAGAUCGCUUCUAGACCUGCAACCCCGCUCCAUGUGAUCCUGUGUGCGGCGCUGCUGGCCUCGGCGCUGGCCUCCCCGCUGCCGCAGGAGGACGUGGUCGAAGCCGUCCCGCUGGAGGCGGAGUUCGACGAGGCUCAGCUGGGCAGCGUCAUCAUCCGGCCGCCUCGCGUCGAGAAGGUCACGCACGUCACGUCCAAUCACCAGUACCAGAAGCUCUAUCCCAAGAACGGCAAAUACAAGUUCGGCUUUGAUGACGACAAUCAGUUCCGGGUGGAGGAGCGACUCGGAAACGGCCAUCUUCGGGGCAUUUAUGGAUACAAGAACGAAGACGGGUCCAUCACAGCCUUCAUGUACACGUACGACGGCGAGCGGUACAAGCAGGUACCAUACACGGUGGAGGACAUUCCUGAUGACCUACGGAUCGCCCCCGAAGCUCAAGGACCGCCGCGAUUCGUCCGAGGGAACCCGGAGAUUAUCGAUGCGGAGUAGCCGGCGGUCGCCUACUGCAGCAGCGCCAUCCUGUGCAUAUUUCCGGAGGCAAGAUUAAUCACAGCUGCAAAUUUUUAGUGCUUUUAAAAUUGGACCAAAUACACGAACCGAUCGGCGGUAGUCAA
Pollicipes pollicipes is the source of this 683-nucleotide messenger RNA. RefSeq lists its product as uncharacterized. The transcript has 4 exons. The coding region runs from base 16 to 558 and encodes 180 amino acids. Lineage: Eukaryota; Metazoa; Arthropoda; Thecostraca; Pollicipedomorpha; Pollicipedidae. The record is from RefSeq and is a predicted model, not a curated record.